This is a messenger RNA of Penicillium brasilianum, 642 nucleotides long. The record is from the annotation of a GenBank genome assembly. NCBI's taxonomy places the organism in Eukaryota, Fungi, Ascomycota, Eurotiomycetes, Eurotiales, Aspergillaceae.
AUGUCUACAUCGGACGCACUUGUACUCUUCGACGUUGGAGCAGGUCAAGCUCAAGGAAGUAGGGAAAGACAGGAGGACCGGUACAGGAUAGUCCUACCGGAGAAGUUCCCCGCAAAGACGAAUGACAAUAUUGCAUUCUUCGCAAUAUACGAUGGGCAUGGCUCCGGCGUCGUUGCAGAUCAUGCCUCUAAGAACCUGCAUAAUCUACUUGCCCAACGACCCGAACUUCAACGGGGCGACUAUGCUGCCGCGAUGAGGGCCGCACUGGCUGAGGAGGAUCGCUUGCUGCUGGAUAAUUUUAUGCGCGAGUCCGUCGAGCCCGCGGUGUCCGGAUCAACAGUGGCGGUGUGCCUCAUCAACUUGACCACGGGGGAGCUGGUAGUCUCCAAUCUAGGCGACUCGCAUGUCAUCUUGGCUGAGCGGGAUCCCAAAACGGAAUUUCCCUAUCACAUUCGUCGACUCACAGAAGCACAUAAGCCCGAAGUGCCUAGCGAGCAAGCUCGCAUCAAAGAGGCUGGAGGUAUGGUGGAAAAACGGAACGGAAUCACUCGGCUCGGCCAGCCCAAGGAAGGGGAGGGCCCGAGAGCCCGUGGUGGAAGGGGGCCAGCGGCUUUCCCCAGUGAACACAAGUCCUUGUGGUAG